This is a messenger RNA of Diaporthe citri, 2256 nucleotides long. RefSeq lists its product as uncharacterized. Gene Ontology annotation, molecular function: chromatin binding; ATP binding; DNA replication origin binding. The coding region runs from base 1 to 2256 and encodes 751 amino acids. The record is from RefSeq and is a predicted model, not a curated record. NCBI's taxonomy places the organism in Eukaryota, Fungi, Ascomycota, Sordariomycetes, Diaporthales, Diaporthaceae. Gene Ontology annotation, biological process: DNA replication initiation; mitotic DNA replication checkpoint signaling. Gene Ontology annotation, cellular component: nuclear origin of replication recognition complex. The transcript has 3 exons.
AUGCCCUCAGUCACUUCAUCGCGGCCCUCGAGGAAGAGCAAGCAGGCCGUUGUGCCGGGCAUCGCCAGAGAGGACUCAGAUGACGAGCUGGGCGUUGACGACCACCCUUGGAAAUGGAUCUAUGCCGACAUCCGAGAAGCAUCGCCGGCCGGAGGGGCUUCACGCAAGAGGAAGCGUGCCCUGGAGGAUGAGGAGCCGAGGAUCAUUGGCGCAAGGAUGGGCUCGUUUGUGUGUCGUGUGGGUGACAUUGUGCUCCUCAAAGCAGAGACGUCCGGUGAGGCCUGGAUCGCCAUCAUCCGCGAGUUCCUAGAGGACGAAGACGGGGAGAUGGCUGCCGAUUUCUUGUGGUUCUCGUCCGAGAAGGAAAUACGGAACAAGCACAAGAAGAGGACGGACUUUCUCUGGAACGAGCUGUACAUAACCCCAAACUCGGAUUUGAACCCACUGGCAGCCAUCAAUGGGAGGGCGAGGGUCGUUUCGGUGGAGGCGUUCCAGAAACUCUAUCCCAACGGGAAGGUGCCAAGGAGCUCGAAGGACCAUGGCAAGAUCUUUGUUUGCCGGCGAGGGUGUAACACGAGGACGGCCACCUACACUGAUGAGUUUGUGUGGGACGAUGUCUAUCAGGGAGCAGAUGAUAUCCACGCGCUGGAGGAGUUGGUUGAAGGUGGGACGAAAGCGACGAGAAAACGCAGGCCAGCGAGGCAGAGAACCCCGGAUGAGCUUUACGAUGCCAUUGACGACGGCGACGAGGAAGGAAGGGGCCAGAAACGAACGCCACGGAAGCCGUCCAGCCACCUCGGUACGCCGAAGAAACCACGAUCUGCGGGCAAACCAGUGACUCCAUCGUCUCAUCGAAAGAUUGUUUUGAAGAAGCACCUCGAGUUCACUCCUUUAGCAACUCGCAUCCUCUCACCAAGUCACCAUCAGUCUUCCCCGUUCCAGUUGGCCCGAGCCAAUCUCCACGUUGCGUCCGUCCCAACCAGUCUGCCGUGCCGAGAGGCAGAAUUCAGUCUAGUCUACUCUCACCUCGAGGCUGCUAUCACAGAUGGCAUGGGGACCUGUAUCUACAUAUCUGGAACCCCUGGGACGGGCAAGACCGCAACCGUCAGGGAGGUGGUUUCCCGGCUGGAUGAGUCCGUGAGAUCGGACGAGCUGGACGACUUCAUCUUUGUCGAGAUCAAUGGCAUGAAGAUCACGGAUCCGCAUCAGGCUUACUCACUCCUGUGGGAGGCGCUUAAGGGGCAACGAGUCAGCCCGUCGCAGGCUCUGGAUCUAUUGGAAAGGGAGUUUAGCCAUCCCAGCCCUCGCCGGGUGCCAUGUGUUGUAUUGAUGGAUGAGCUGGACCAGCUGGUCACCAAAAACCAGGGAGUGAUGUACAACUUCUUCAACUGGCCUGGCUUGAGACACAGCCGACUUAUUGUGUUGGCUGUGGCGAAUACCAUGGAUCUGCCAGAGAGAACACUGAGCAACAAGAUCAGCAGUCGCUUGGGACUGACACGAAUCACCUUCCCUGGUUACAACCACGAGCAACUCAUGAAGAUCGUGCAGUCCAGACUCGAGGGCGUACCCGGGAAUAUCGUCGAGCCAGAUGCCAUUCAGUUCGCAAGCCGCAAAGUCGCAGCCGUCAGCGGAGACGCCAGGCGGGCGCUCGAUAUCUGCAGGAGAGCAGUGGAGCUCGCAGAAGUGGAGGCAAAGUCAGCAGACCCAACGUUGGAGCCCUCGACGCCGAGCAAGAGGCAGAGGGAGAAAGAGGCCAAGGGCGAGACGCAGAGCAGGAAGAAGAACCUCGGCAGGGUCACCAUCGACACAGUGCGCAGAGCGAUCAAGGAGGCGACGAGCAGCCCCUUGCAGCAGUACCUGCGCACCCUGCCCUUUGCCUCUAGGCUGUUGCUGUCCGCGCUCCUGGCGAGGACGCAGAGGACGGGCCUGGCAGAGAGCACGUACGGGGAUGUGCUCGAGGAGAUGCAGCGCUCGCUGAAGCUCGCUGCCGAUAGCCGGCAGUUAGAGCUACUGGAGAGGAAAGCGCGCCCGGCCGGUGGCAAUGCGUGGGAGAACAAGACGCGGCAUGAUGCAAAGGGGGUCCGCCUCGCGGGCCUGGGGGCUGCCGCCGUCGAUCUCACAGGGGCUGGCAUCAUCAACCUGGAGGCGCACAAGGCUGAGCGGCCGAGCAAGAUCCGCCUGGCGGUUGGGGACGAGGAGGUCCGGCUGGCGUUUCGAGAUGAUCCUGAGAUAAAGGCAAUGAGCCUCAUUAUGUAG